AGAAUUACUAAAACAGGACACAUUUAGUCACUCGUCGUUAGUUGCCGUCCAACUCCGUUAAAAAAGUGCGUUAUGUGCUGACGUGGCUAACGUGAGUGCCUAGUCAUCGCCGUUUUGGACCGGAAAUGGUCAAACCCGACCCGCCACGUAAUAAAACCAACCCAAUCCAUUAACCUAACCCGACCGAGAAAUAAACUCUAACCCACCUAACCAGACCAAAGCCCACUUAAAAAAAAUGAUCAGUUUCCAUUUGCAGACCCGAAAACCCUUCUCCUUCCUCGAGAGCUCUUCCCUUCGCCAUUUUUAAUCAAACUAUUCUGAGACCAGAGAGCAUGGAGAGAUUGUUCAAACCACCCGCCUCGUCUUUCCUCUUACCCUUAUUAUUCUCCUUAGGAGACUCGAGGGGAGCACCAGCAGGUGCAGGGGAUUCCAAAUUGACGGAGUCGGGGGAGUGAGAUGGGGGGAAGCCGGAAGAGAGGAAGAAGUUGGGGGUUUGGUGGGGGCAUAACGGUCAUUGUAAGAGGGCGGAGGAAAGGGUUGGUGCUGCUACUGAGGAGGCGGUGGGUAGCCAGAAGAGAGCAAGAAAUUAAGGGUUUGGUGCAUCGGAGGGUAGCCGGAAGAGAGGAGGAAAUUUGGAGCGGGUUGGUGAGGGGCAUAACGGUCUUUGUAAGACGGUGGCGGAGGAGGAAAGGGUUGCUGCUGCUGUUGGUGCGGUGGCGGUGGAUGAGGUUGUUGGAAGAGGAGUUGCUGGAGCUGGGAUCGGAUGAAGUCGAGCUUGGGGGAGAGGUCGACGCUGAGUUUGGAGUGGAGGUGGUGGACGACGGUGGUCAUGGAGGUGAGAGGGCCGGUGGCGGAGGAUUGGGACUGGGAAGGAGGGAGUGGAGAGUUUGGGAUAUCUCUCGCUCCGACAUUUUUUUUUAAGUGGGCUCUGGUCGGGUUAAUGGAUUGGGUUGGGUUUGUUACGUGGCGGGUUUAGUGACGUGGCGGGUCGGGUUUGACCAUUUACGACCCAAAACAGCGCUGAUUAGGCGCUCACGUUAGCCACGUCAGCACAUAACAGACUCUUUUAACGAAGUUGGACGACAACUAACGGCGAGUGACUAAAUGUGUCAUGUUUUAGUAAUUAUAGUGACCAAAUUUGAUAUUAACUUUUUCUAGUGACUAAACAUGUCCUAGUAAUCUCAGUGACCAAAUAUGUCUUUAACCGAAUGAUAUGUCUAGAUUGUACACCUUGUAUUAACAGUUAAUCACGAUAAUGAGUAAUGGCCAACGUUUGAUUAUAAAGAAAAAAUGAAUUAACUUGGUCUAU
Messenger RNA from Linum trigynum, 1309 nucleotides. NCBI's taxonomy places the organism in Eukaryota, Viridiplantae, Streptophyta, Magnoliopsida, Malpighiales, Linaceae. The record is from the annotation of a GenBank genome assembly.